This is a messenger RNA of Chrysemys picta bellii (western painted turtle), 3461 nucleotides long. Lineage: Eukaryota; Metazoa; Chordata; Testudines; Emydidae. The record is from RefSeq and is a predicted model, not a curated record.
CUUGGCAGAGACGCGCCAGAAUUGGAGAAAGCAGCAAGAGAGAGAAAUUAGAAAGGGAAAAAAGCCCAAUAGCCUGGAGAGGCUUUGCCCUUUGUAAUGACGUAGUGUCCUGGGCCUCUCCCCUCAUUCCCUUCCCCUCCCUUCAGCCAGCCCCCACCCCUCGCCCCUCACAGCCUUGGAAGCCACAAUUAAGCGGCUCUGGGAUAAAACACACUGGCUGCAAGAGGACUGGGGCAUUGCUUCAAGAGAUGGCAAGGCAGCUGGCUGCAUCCCUCCUUCCCGGAGUCCUCCUCCUCCUCGCCAUCCUCCCAGCUUCUCGGCAAGGAGGGGUGCCUGGUGCUGGAGGGGGAGUUCCGGCUCUAGGAUAUUACCCAGGAGCUGCUGGGGUUGGAGGCCUGGGAGCAGGAGGCCUAGGGGUUGGAGCUGGACUUGGGGGUGCAGGGCUCGGUGUUGGAGCAAAACCUCCCAAGCCAGGCCUCGGGGGACUCGGCACACUUGGCCUGCAGCCAGGUGGCGUAGUCCAGCCAGGUUUCUACCCAGGAGGCGUCUACCCAGGCGGCAUCUACCCAGGGGCUGGGCUGGGAGCCUAUAAAGCUGUUGCCAAAGCUGGUGCUGGUGUGGGCGGAGUGGGCGGAGUCGGCGGUGUGGGUGGACCCGGCGGUGUUGGGGUCUCCACAGGUGCUGGAGUGCCCCAGACUGGGGUGCAGCCAGGAGUAGGCGCUGGAGGGAAACCUGCCAAGGUACCAGGUAUUGGCAUUCCAGGGGUGUACCCGGGUGGCGUGCUCCCAGGAACAGGGGUCCGUUACCCUGGCAUAGGCGUCCUGCCUGGUGUGCCCACUGGGACUGGAGUCAAGGCAAAAGCCCCAGGAGGAACAGGAGCCCUUGCAGGAAUUCCCGGAUUCGGAGGCUUCGGGGGCCAGCAGCCCGGUGUCCCUCUGGGAUAUCCCAUCAAAGCCCCCAAGCUCCCAGGUGGCUAUGGGCUGCCCUACAGCACUGGAAAGCUGCCUUACGGGUACGGACCAGGCGGGCUAGGUGCUGGUGCUGCGGGAAAGGCAGGAUACCCCACGGGGACAGGAGUUGGAGCUCAGGUAGCAGCAGCUAAAGCAGCAGCUAAAUAUGGUGCUGGCGUCGUGCCUGGUGCUGCUGGCAUCCCCGGAGUCGGAGGUCUCGGAGGCCUGGUGCCCGGAGUUGGGGGUCUCCCUGGAGUUGCAGGUGUCCCAGGGGUUGCAGGAGCUGGAAGCCCAGCAGCGGCAGCAGCAGCAGCAGCAGCAAAAGCAGCCAAGUACGGAGCGGGUGGUGUUGGAGGCCUGGUGCCCGGUGUUGGCGGUGUCCCAGGCGUGGUGCCCGGUGUUGGCGGUGUCCCUGGCUUGGUGCCCGGUGUCGGCGGUGUCCCAGGAGUUGGAGCUGGACUUCCAGCAGGAGCGGCAGCAGCAGCAGCAGCAAAAGCCGCCAAGUACGGAGCGGGUGGUGUUGGAGGCCUGGUGCCCGGUGUUGGCGGUGUCCCUGGCGUGGUGCCCGGUGUUGGCGGUGUCCCUGGCGUGGUUCCUGGCGUCGGCGGUUUCCCAGGAGUUGGAGCUAUAAGCCCGGCAGCAGCGGCAGCAGCGAAAGCAGCAGCGAAAGCAGCAGCAUAUGGGGCUGGACGCGUACCAGGUGUGGCACCCGGAGUUGGAGGCUUGGUGCCUGGCAUUGGUGGGGGUCUGGUGCCCGGCGUUGGUGGGGGUCUGGUGCCUGGUGUUGGUGGAGCCCUGGUGCCCGGCGUUGGAGGAGUCGUCAGUCCAGCAGCAGCAGCCAAAGCAGCGGCUAAAGCAGCCAAGUACGGAGCUGGCGGUGUUGGAGGCCUAGUGCCCGGUGGAGUCGGAGGCCUGGUGCCCGGUGGAGUCGGAGGCCUGGUGCCCGGUGGUGUCGGAGGCCUGGUGCCCGGUGGUGUCGGAGGCAUCCCAGGACUCCUCAGUCCCGCAGCAGCAGCCAAAGCAGCUGCAAAAGCAGCCAAGUACGGUGCUGGCGUCGCACCUGGAGUCGGCGGGGUGCCAGGCUUAGUGCCUGGGGCCGGUAGGGUGCCAGUCGCUACGCCGGGGGCUGGCGGGGUGCCAGUUGUAACGCCGGGGACUGGGGGCUUUGUGCCCGGUGCGGGAAGAGUGCCAGGCACAGGCAUUGUACCUGGAGUAGGGAUUCCCCAGCUGGGCGUGCAGCCAGGCGCCAAGCCUCCCAAGUACGGGUUCGGUGUUGGGGGCCUGCAGCCAGGGGCUGGAGUUCCUGGCUUCGGUUUGUCUCCCAUUUACCCAGGUGGACUCGCUGGCCAGCUGGGAUACGGCGGAAAACCUCUCAAGACGUAUGGUGGGGCCCUGGGAGCCCUGGGAUACAGAGGUGGCGUGGGCUGUGCGCAAGGGAAGUACUGUGGCAGGAAGCGGAAGUAACCCAGCCAGGCUGCUACCAUUAACCUCAUGAACUUUGGUGCUACUGCAUGGUCUAGAAUGUAAACCCUGAGUAAAGCAGUGAUCCCGCCCCCCUCCCCCGCUCCCCCGCCGGCCCCCCGGAGGGAAUUCCACGGCCCCUGACGCCCCCUUCGCUCCGGCCCGGGGGUCCCCACCCUCUCUCCAGCGGGAAGCACAGAACAAACUGCGGGAAACGCCGUUCCCACUGGUGCUAAAGCUCCCUGCGGGGAGAGCCGGGCAGGCCUCCGUGGGGCGGGUGCUUCUCUGGGCAGGGCAGGACAGCACCCUCCCCGGGGGCCCUGGGGGAGGAAGAGAUGGGGGCUGGUUUCCAAGAGAACAGCGAGGGGCUGGGCUCCAUCUGCCGCCAGCACAUGGGCGAAUGGCCCGUCAGCAGCGCCCAGCCCCAGCACAUCCCAGCUGCUCCCAAGACUCCGUCCAGCUGGCAUUGGUGCCAUGUGCCAGGGACUUCUUAGCAGCUAGCCAGCCUUGUGUCUGUCAGCCCCCUCCAUGCCUGCCCGCCCCAGGGCCCACGCUGCAGGGUGCCACGGGAUGGGGUUCGUGGGCUCCAUGCAGGCGGGCAGGGGAAUGCCUCCUGCUCAGACACUCAUGCCAGUGGGGCCAGUAGGGGCUCGUGGGUGGGUUAAAUUCACCCAGAGUUCUUUGCGGCAGGGCCAUCUGAUUGGCUGACCCAUCCUUGCACUGGAGGACACAGCCCUCCCGGUGCGUGGGGAGGGGUUGGCACUAUCAGCAGAGCCAAGUCACUAACACUGAUGGGAUUAGCCAUGCGCCCGCCCUCACUCAGCAGUACUGUACGGGCAGCCAGCGCCAGCCCAGCCCUGCCGUGUCUCCGAGGCCCCGCUGGGACCUGCCCUUCCUCUUGCCCUGGAGGCCCGUGUGUUCCUGAGAGCUGUCGGCCGGAAGGAAUCGCACCUCUCCAUGUUACUCACUUGGUAUAGCUCGGGUGGGACAUGUUAUAAAGAGGGAAAGUAACUGCUUCCAAACGACUAAUAAACAAUGACUUCUAAAGGA